This is a messenger RNA of Balaenoptera acutorostrata (minke whale), 902 nucleotides long. RefSeq names its product high mobility group nucleosome-binding domain-containing protein 5-like. Lineage: Eukaryota; Metazoa; Chordata; Mammalia; Artiodactyla; Balaenopteridae. Gene Ontology annotation, molecular function: nucleosomal DNA binding. The record is from RefSeq and is a predicted model, not a curated record. Gene Ontology annotation, cellular component: nucleus; chromatin. Gene Ontology annotation, biological process: chromatin organization.
CUGAGCGGUCGGGUAGAGACUGCUUUCGGCUUUUUUCCUGCUGAUAAGAUCUCCUCUAGAGAGCUGCAACAAUGCCCAAAAGAAAGGCUGCAGGUCAAGGUGAUAUGAGGCAGGAGCCAAAGAGAAGAUCAGCCAGACUGUCUGCUUUGCCUGUGCCCAUUACACCAGAGUUGAAGUCCAAAAGAACAUCAACUCCAAGGAAAAUGAAGACAAAAAAUGAUAUGAUGGAAAAAAACACAGAUGCAAGUGCCAAAGCCAUAGCUGAAACCAAGAAAGAAGUUGUUAAAGAAGAAUACAACAGUGAAACUGCUGAAAAUGGAGAAGCCAACAUUAUAGAGACACCAGCUCCUGAAAAAGAAAUAGAGGAAAUAAAAGAAGAAAAAAUUGAAGAUAUCAAAGGAGGAGAAAAGAAAGAAACAGUGGCAGCAGAAGGAAAAGAAGAUGAAAAAGAUCAGAAAGGAGAUGGAGAAGAUCAAAACAAGGAAGAAGAGAAAGGAGAAGAUGGAAGAGGGAAAGAAUAUGAAAAAGAAGAUGAAGGUGGAAAAGAGGAAGAAGACAAGAAAGACACAGGAGAUGAAAAGGAGGGUGAAGAUGGAAAAGGGAAAGGAGAAGAUGGCAAAGAGGGAGAAGAUGAAAAAGAGAAAGGAGAUGAAAAAGAGAAUGAAAAUGGAAAGGAGAAAGGAGAAGAUGGCAAAGAAUCUGAAGAUGGAAAAGAUAAAGGAGAAGAUGAAAAAAAGGGAGAUGAUAGAAAAGAGAAAGGAGAUGGAAAAGAGGAUGAAGAUGGAAAGGGGGAUGAAGGUUUAAGUGAAUCUCUGUUAACACAAAAUAAGCACCACUACAGGAAACUCAAGCUCAUAAACAUGUACCAGAGCAAGCAUGAUUUUAAGUGGACCAUUGAAUGA